Messenger RNA from Anopheles nili, 930 nucleotides. Its product is annotated as fatty acid hydroxylase domain-containing protein 2-like. Gene Ontology annotation, molecular function: iron ion binding; C-4 methylsterol oxidase activity. The transcript has 3 exons. Lineage: Eukaryota; Metazoa; Arthropoda; Insecta; Diptera; Culicidae. The record is from RefSeq and is a predicted model, not a curated record. Gene Ontology annotation, biological process: sterol biosynthetic process. Bases 1 to 930 code for a protein of 309 amino acids.
AUGAACAACAUGAACGAAACAUUUUCUGUUAACGGAGUGUCUUCAGUGAAUCUGUCCGUAGAAUCACGUUUUGAAGAUUUGCUAAAUCAUGAACCGUUUGUACCGCAUCGUUUGAUUGAAAAUAAAUGGAACAAACUGCUAGAUAUCAUCGGAGAUAAUCCCGACAACCUGUACGUGUGGUACUUGAUGCUGUACUCGUACGGUCUGUUCUGGAUCCUAGGAGGUCUAUUCGUGUUGAUGGAUUUGACGAAUUGGCCUCGGUACAUGCGCAAAUACAAAACCCAACCCGGUACGAACGAACCACUCGAUUGGCAACGCUGCAAGCAGCUCAUCCGAACAGUUGCCUACAAUCAGCUGGUGUAUGGUGUUCCGACGACAUACUGUUCGUAUCACGCGCGCAAACUUAUCACAGAUGUCCUACCGGACGUGCGCGUUCUCCCCACACUGGACAUAGUCCUGCGCGACAUGGUGGUGUGCAUCAUCGCCUGGGAAGUCGGCUUCUACUAUACGCAUCGCCUGCUGCACUCCAGCUUCCUGUACAAGCAUAUACACAAGAAGCACCACGAGUGGAAAGCUCCAGUCGCUUGGUCGGCCAUGUACGCGCAUCCGUUCGAGUUCGUCGUCAGUGAUCUGCUGCCGGUGUACCUGGGACCAGCCAUUAUGAAGUGCCACGUGUUCACACUCGCCCUUUGGCUCACUUUUGUAAUGUGGGACACGCUGGGGGAUCAUUCCGGUUACCAUCUACCGUUUCUAGGAAGCUCGGAAUCACACGAUUUCCACCAUAUGACUUUCAACCAAUGUUAUGGAAACUAUGGAUGGUGCGAUCGGCUGCAUGGAACAAAUAGUGAAUUCCGGCGCAAGAAACAGUAUCAGCGACACUACCGAAUUUUUAGCCUAAAAUCCGCAAGAGAGCUUGUUCCAACAAAAUAA